AUGCCGAUCCGAUCCAACUAUCCAGAUGUUGACCUUAGAGAAUGUGAUAUCUUCUCAUUCCUCUUCGACCGCACUGACAGGGAAUUUCCAGACCACAAAGUGAUAUUUCAAGACGCAAACGACACUUUGCAGCCCCUCACAUUCGCCGACGUGCGUGGGAACGCCAUCGACUUUGGCAAGGCUCUUCGAGAUAAUAUAGGGCUCCAGACUGGGGACGUGAUCGCGUUGUUCACACCAAACAGUAUCGACGUUCCGUGCGUGAUCCUGGGUGCGUUAUGGGCCGGGGCUAUCGUGUCUCCAUCCAACCCUGGCUACACUGCGACCGAGCUCGAAUAUCAGCUAAGGGACAGCGGCGCAAAGUACUUGGUCACGCACAUUUCUAUCCUUCCCCUCGCCAGGCAGGUUUGUUCCAAAGUUGGAAUCUCGGACUCACAUAUCUUCUUGGUUGGCAGGCCGUCAGAGGAGAAGACGGCGCCAAAGCAUUGGACGUUGUUUAGAAGCAAUAAGGCUUGGCAGGAGAAUCAGUCUCCUGCAAGGCAACUGAGACCAAAGGAAGACCUGGCAUUCCUCUCCUACUCAUCCGGCACCACCGGGAAACCGAAAGGCGUCCAACUGACACACUACAACGUAACAGCCAACAUUCAGCAGAUGCGCGGUCAAGAACCAGUGUCAUGGGAUGGAUCCAUAACCGUACCCAAUAUUCCUAAUGCGCCCAAAAGUGGCGACAAGAUUCUUGCUUGCCUGCCAUUCUUCCACAUAUAUGGACUAACUUGCCUCAUGAUCAACCCUUUAUAUACUGGUGUCCACUGUGUCCUGAUGGAGAGAUUCGACAUCGAGAGCUGGUGCCAGGUCGUCGACAAGCAUCGAAUCACUGUUGGCUAUAUUGUACCCCCCAUUGUGUUGCUGCUUUGUAAGCACCCGGCCGUAGAAAAGUACGAUUUGAGUUCACUCCGGAUAUGCUCCUCGGGGGCAGCUCCUCUGACCAGAGAGCUUGUGGAGGCAGCGUUCGCGAGAAAGAAGCUUCGGGUCAAGCAAGGAUAUGGAAUGACGGAAACUUCACCAACACUGUUCGCAAUGAGGUGGCAGGAUUGGAGGGAUAAGGUCGGCACCACCGGACUUCUUGUGCCCAACAUGCUGGCAAAGUUUUGCACUGUACCCGAAGGUGAGAAUGAAGGAGCAGUCGAGCUACCCAGAGGGGAGCUCGGGGAGCUCUACGUCAUGGGCCCGAAUAUUUUUAAGGGCUAUUAUAAAAAUCCUGCCGCGACUAUGGCGUGUCUACAUGAUGACUGGUUUAGGACUGGCGAUAUCGGGUUUAUGGAUUCGGAAGGGAAUCUAACUAUCACCGACCGAGCAAAGGAGCUGAUCAAAUACAAAGGCUCUCAGGUGGCCCCUGCCGAGCUAGAAGGUGUUCUCGUGGAUCAUGAGCUAGUCGACGAUGCUGCAGUAAUCGGUGUGCCAUUGCCCGGUCAGGGUACUGAAGGACCGCGGGCAUACAUUGUCAGAAAAGGCGGUAUGUCCGCCGUACGAAAAGGAGACGAGGACAAAAUCCAUCAGUGGCUCAACAGCCGGGUUGCCAACUACAAGAAAUUACGUGGUGGGAUCGUAUUCGUGGACACUAUCCCCAAAAGUCCGAGCGGAAAGAUCUUGAGAAGAGUCCUCAAAGAUAGCAUUAAGAAGGAAUUGCAGCAGUCGGAUUUGAGAGGAAAGCUAUAG
Rhinocladiella mackenziei CBS 650.93 is the source of this 1713-nucleotide messenger RNA. RefSeq lists its product as uncharacterized. NCBI's taxonomy places the organism in Eukaryota, Fungi, Ascomycota, Eurotiomycetes, Chaetothyriales, Herpotrichiellaceae. The record is from RefSeq and is a predicted model, not a curated record. Bases 1 to 1713 code for a protein of 570 amino acids. The transcript has 2 exons. Gene Ontology annotation, molecular function: CoA-ligase activity. Gene Ontology annotation, biological process: secondary metabolic process.